Messenger RNA from Aspergillus oryzae RIB40, 441 nucleotides. RefSeq lists its product as uncharacterized. The transcript has 5 exons. Bases 1 to 441 code for a protein of 146 amino acids. The record is from RefSeq and is a predicted model, not a curated record. Lineage: Eukaryota; Fungi; Ascomycota; Eurotiomycetes; Eurotiales; Aspergillaceae.
AUGUGUCCCGCGCUCAUCCCCACCUCGUGUUGCACACAGAAAGGCCAGUGCAUUACUCUGAGCCUGGCCUGUCACGACCAGUAUCCACCGGUGGUGAAAUUGACAGUUACUCAGCUCACAUUCUUCGACCGACGAGACUUCACAAUUCUUCCAAAUUAUUGGCAGAAGAUCAUUACCUUCUCACGAGAAGAGCAUGGCCCGGUUGCGACAGGAGGGCGAGAACGAAGCUUUAUUCAAUAUCCGAGGUCGAGCGCUGGUUUGACGCCUCUCGGUGUGCAAUCCGGUGCUUCAUCCCAUUUAGCAAAGGAGCCCACAUGUAAGCUCUGCCCACAAUCCUUCGUCGAUUUGACCUCCUAUCAUGAACGGGGCGUCAACCACGUCCGUGACUCUUUUCUUGGCAAACCGGACCUAUUGUCAUUAAGUCCAAACUUUCAGGGCUAG